AUGAACGCUUCACACCGCCGCAAAUUGGGAGACGACAAUGAUGAUGAUCACACUUAUUACGGCAGGGUUGAACAACAACAAAUAACAACACCACCAAAGAAUAAGGCAGUCUCUGGAUUUGAGUUCUCAGAGUUUAGACAGCAGAGAUUGCAGAGCUUGGCUGGUUUGGAUGUUGAAUCGUCUCCAUCAUCAAAUGAUGAAUUUGCCAAUAAGGCAAGAGAGAGAGUAUCUUUUAGUAUUCCGAGAAUGGAUUUUUCAAUGAUGGGAGGUGACUAUCAAUCUUCAUCAUUUGGUUCACCUCCACUUUCAUCGGAGAGGACAGAUUCUGUCAGAUCAAAUUUUGGUAAAGUAUUUGAUGAAGAUAUGUUGCAAUUAUUGAAUCCAAUUGCUUCUCGGGUUCAUUCCUUUGAAAAUAGAAGCAGUAGGAGGAGAAGUAUUAGUAAUAGUUCGAAAAACAGUCCUGAGGUUAUUUCAGGCAUUGUAGAUUGUCAAAAACUUGUACAGAAUGAGACUGGGUUAUCAUCUUUCCUUUGGAAACAAAGUAAGGAAUAUUUGUAUGUUUUGAUACCAAUGGGAGGAGAUAAGGGUUUCUAUAAACAGGAUGAAAAUAUUGAACUUGAUGUUCAAAUCAAAUCAAAGAGAAUUUAUGCAGCCUUCAAUGAGAAGGGUUCGGAUAUUCCACACGAAAAGCUUGUCGAUUCAGAGUUGAGCAUUGAGGUUCAAGUUGAUGAAUCAGGUUGGUGUAUUAGAAAUUCUCAUUUACUGUUAGAGUUGAAAAAAAGAGAUUCAUCUGAUGAUGUUCAAUUCCCUUUGCAAUCGAGAUUAAGAGUUAGAGAACUAGAGGAGGAAGCUGAAAAUUCUUGUAAAUAUGUAGUAAUGCCAUCAGAUGCUCCACUCCACAAGGAAAUGUAUCAGAGUUGGUUCAGUUGUAUUGAGGAUGAUAUUGCCAAUUAUUACUCCAAGUUCGAAGCUAUGAAGAAAGAUAUGGGCAUUGGAGAGAUUUCAGAUGAAGACAUGGAUGAUGCUGAAGAAUUGCACGAUGAAGCCCUGGAACAUCCAGACUUGGAUGAAGCAUUCAAAAUUUAUAAGGAAGCUGCUGAUUUGGGUCACUCUCAAUCAAGAUUUGCCUUUGCCAAUUUGUGUUUGAUAGAGGAAGACAAUCCAUUCAAAAUCAAAAGAUCAGAAGCCAUGGCUCUCAAAUAUCUAGAGAUGGCAUCUCUUCAAAAUGGGUAUGGAAAGGCAAGUUUCAAAGCUGCAAUGAUGUAUUCAAAAGGAACUGGAGUUGAAAAGAGUUACGAAAUGGCCAAGAUGUAUUUCAUGGCUGCUACUAUCCAAGAAGGUGAGCCAAAAGCAAUGUUACAAUUGGGAGCACUCUAUGAAGAAAUAGCCAACCAGAAAUCAGAUGAAUCAAUCAAGCAAGAAAAGUUACAAAAGGCUAUGGCUUGGUAUAGGUUGGCCAUCAACAGAGGUUUCUCAAAUGCUUGCUACAGUGCCUCUCUUCUCAUGCAUAAAAAGAAGGAUAAGAGUAAGAACUUUGAGUCAUCAAUGGCUUUUUUCAACUUGGGAAGAGCCUUUUCUUCGAAACUUGAUGAUAAUGCCUACUUGACGACAAAGGAAAAGUUAGAACCAAUUGAAGAUUCUGAUGAAUUAAUUAUUCCUCAUUGGUCUCCAAGAAAGAGUACUGUCAAGCCAAGAAGUUCUAUAAACUCUGCCAGAAACUCAAUAAGUAGUGGUAGAAGAAGGACUAUCGACCCUGUAGAUACAAUUGGUUUCAAACCAUUAGAAAAGUUUAGUCUCCCAAAUGAAACUCAGCUCUUGAAGAAACAAAUUGAAAAGCUCCAAUCUGAAAAGUUUGCACUCGAAGAAACUGUUGAAAGAUUAAAACUUGAACAUGAUAGACAAGUGCUCAACAUGACCACAGAUAUUAACAACCUGAAAUCAGAGUUGCAAAAGUACAAGUUUGAAGAAAAAUCUAGAAUUGAAGAAAUGUCAAAUGUUACCAAACUGAGAGAAACAUUGACACAAUUCCAAGAACAAGAAUUAAGACUUGCCAUUCACCAUGCCCUCUUGAGUUUGAAAUUAAGAGCAAACACCAACUUGGAAUUGCCACCAUUGGUUGAAAAGGCUGUAGAUGAAAAGAUUCCUAUGGACAAGUUAGGUAGUUGGUUUCAAAGUCAGUGCGAAAAUUAUGAAGGAGGUUGAUCGUUCUCCUACUAUAAUAUUCACUUCUCUAUCUAAAUUAUCAAUAUUUACGGGAGCUGUGAUGAUGAAGGAAGUUGUAAAUGAAACCAAUCGAAUAUUCUUUGACUCGAAAAAACAAUGAAAAUUUCUCUAAGUAAACCCAAACAAAAGAUUU
Messenger RNA from Naegleria gruberi, 2356 nucleotides. RefSeq lists its product as uncharacterized. Bases 1 to 2202 code for a protein of 733 amino acids. Lineage: Eukaryota; Heterolobosea; Eutetramitea; Acrasida; Naegleriidae. Gene Ontology annotation, molecular function: protein binding. The transcript has a single exon. The record is from RefSeq and is a predicted model, not a curated record.